Molecule: messenger RNA, 99 nt
Organism: Geosmithia morbida
Lineage: Eukaryota; Fungi; Ascomycota; Sordariomycetes; Hypocreales; Bionectriaceae
Exons: 2
Coding region: 1-99 (32 amino acids)
Source: RefSeq, a predicted model, not a curated record
AUGGAUGUAGUAGUGCCUGUGCUCUGGACUCUAGCUGUCCAGGCCAGCCCAACCAGGUUGAACGAAGAGCAGCUUGACUAUCGUCUGGUAGUCUUUUGA